GAUCCCGGUCCCGGUCCCGGCGCGAUGUGACCGCUCCCGCACCAUGUCCCGGCAGCGAGACCUGGACAAGCUGCUGUCGGACCUGCGCUCCUUCCUGCUCCUCCUGGACCGCGAGAGCCUCAGCGCUGCUGCUCGGGCCAAGAAGAAAUCGGUGUGGGAGCUGCUGGGGCGGCUGCAGGGCCCGGCAGAGGAUGCUGAGUACAUGAUCAUGCGCUGCCUCUCGCCCUCCCCAGGGCCUCAGCAGGGCCAGGCCAGCCCGGGCUCCGGGAGCGCAGAUGCAGCGGGAGGCAGAGCCCGGCUGGGCCCUCACGGAGAGAACAAGGAGUUGGGUGCCCCCCCAAGACCCCCAAACCCUCCGUCCCUUCCAACCGAUGACUCCUACGAGGACACCGAACCCCCCGGGCACGGCAGCACCGGCGGCGGCGACAGCGACAGCAGCCACUACGAGUCGUACGGAGAGGAGGAAGAGGAGGAGGAGGAGGAAGGGGUGAAGGACCGGGCUCAUUACCUGCGCUCCAGCAGCGAGGCCGAGCCCCCCGGGCGCCCCGAGCCGCAGCUCUGCGGGUUCCUCUGGAGGAAGCGCUGGCUGGGACAGUGGGCAAAGCAGCUCUUCAUCGUCAGGGAGCACGUGCUGCUGUGUUUCAGGUGCGCCGCUGACCUGCAGCCCGUGCUGGAGCUGGACCUGCGCGGCUGCCGCGUCACCGCCAAGGAGCAUCGAGGCAAGAAGAUGCCGCACGCCCUGAAGGUUACAGGGACAGCAGGAGAGGUGCUGGUCAUCGGCUUCCAGAGCCGGCAGCAGGCCGAGGACUGGAGGAAGGUGAUCGAGGAGGUGAGCAGCGAUGCCCCGAGCGGGCUGGCGGCGCUCAGUGUCCCGGCGUCACCUUCCUCGAGGCUCAGCAGGCUCGGCAAGGAGGAAGAGGAGGAUGAGAAUCGCUGCCGGCAGAGCCCUGCACGCAGCCCGCGGCACGGAGAGGACGCCAAAGGAGGGUUCCUGGCCGUGCGGCUGCGGGGCCGCUGGCAGCGCCUGUGGUGCGCGGUCCGGCACGGAGCCCUGCGCAUGUUCCCCGAGCCCGGCGGUGCCCAGCGCCCCGUGUGCGCCCUGCGCCUGGACGGCUGCGAGGUGACCCCCGGGGCGGCCGCCGGGUCCCCCCAAAACCUCCGGAUCCGAAUCGCCCAGCGCGGCCGGGAGCUCGCCCUGCUGCAGGCCCGUUCUGACGAGGAAAGGGAAGCGUGGCUGAAGACCCUGCAGGCCAGGGGAGGAGCGGAGCCAAAGAAGGGCGGUGGGCCCCCCCCGAGACCCCCCAGGCCGAGCACCUGCCCCGCUGCCGGGGGGCUGCUGCUGCGCCGGGUGCCCACCCCCAACGCCUACAUGGACGAUCCCUCCGGGCAGGGACCAGCUGAGACCCCCAAACAGCUCCACUCCAACGCAGAGCGGCUGCAGCAGCUGCAGCAGAGCCUGGACCGGGCAGCGCAGGGGCAGCGCCCGAGAGCCGCGUCUGCUGUGCCCAGCUGUGCCAGCAGCAAUGCCCUGGAGGGUGCCCGGCCCGGGCAGGCAGCUCCCUCCCCAGCUCUCCGUGCCAGGCCUGCCAGUGCCCAGCUGCCCCAGGACAGCCCCAGCGUGCAGAGCCGGGAUCUGUGCCUGUCCCAGCACACCCUGACCCUGCCCCAGAGGAGGGGGACACGGGAAGGGCUCGAUGUCCUCGUCGGGCACAGAGCCUUUCCCAAGCUGGAGCAGCAGGUGCAGGGGCAGCUGGAGCGGGGCGUGCAGGGCAGGCUGAGAGCCGGCUCCGAGAUGAACCUGCUGAGCCUCGGGAGGUCCCUCAAGGGUCACAUCGCUGCCACCGCCAGCUCGGCUGGCUCCGAGGGAUCGUUCCUCAGGCCGCUGCUGAAGCGCACCACGUCAGCCAAGAGUGCCCUGAGGCUGCCGCCGUCCCCGGUCGUGGCGGGGAAGGGAAAUGUGAUGAGGAAGACAAAGGAAUGGGAGAUGAAAUCUGCGAUGUGAGCACCACAGAGUCUCCCAGAGAACAUCGGGCCGCGCGUGGAUCGUGCAGGACCAGCCUGGGAUCAGCCUGGAAUUCCAAUUUUACCCACCAUAUCAAUGCUACCACUACGCACAUCUAUUUUUAUAUCCAGAUAUAUCGA
Melozone crissalis (California towhee) is the source of this 2142-nucleotide messenger RNA. Its product is annotated as actin filament-associated protein 1-like 2. The transcript has 17 exons. Gene Ontology annotation, biological process: regulation of mitotic cell cycle; positive regulation of epidermal growth factor receptor signaling pathway; inflammatory response. The coding region runs from base 44 to 2002 and encodes 652 amino acids. Gene Ontology annotation, cellular component: cytosol. Gene Ontology annotation, molecular function: SH3 domain binding; SH2 domain binding. The record is from RefSeq and is a predicted model, not a curated record. Lineage: Eukaryota; Metazoa; Chordata; Aves; Passeriformes; Passerellidae.